UCGAGGAAACACGUGUGUUGAAGCAGCCCUGGACGCUGCCGGGCCAGGCCGGUGCCCUGGUCACUGCCGGGCCAGGCCGGUGCCCUGGCACCGCUCGGGCCGCCGGAACCGCAGCCCCAGCACAGCCCCUGCCAUCCCGGCAGCCCGGCCGCGGCUGCUCGGGCUCGGCACUUACUUCUCAUGCUGAGGUCGAUGGGGUUCAGGCUCGCAGCGUGAACCUUAAUGAUGACCUCGUUCGGGAAGUGUAUGAUGGGGAACAUCAUCUCCCUGGUGAAGCGCAGCACCUCGUUGCUGCCGUAACGGUCUAUGACCCAGCUGGGCAUGGCGAUCCGCGCCCGCGGAGAGGCGCGGAACCCGCGGGCCGGUACCCGCCCGUUCGCCCAGCGCAGCGCCCGCCCGCCCGCCGCUCCCCACGACAGCAUGGCCGGGGCAGCCAGGCCGGGCCGGGACCCAGGUUCACGAUCGGGAUCAGGACAGGGAUAAGGAUCGGGAUAAGGAUCGGGCCAAGGAUCGGGCCGGGGCGCUCCUUCGCCCCACAGCGCUCAGCCGGGCGGGCCCCGCAGCCAAUGGGCGGCCGCCUUCUUGGCCGCCCUGCCAAUGGUGCCGCGGGGUAUUGCGGCAAGAUGGCGGCGUGCGGCCGCCGCGCCGGGGACGGGUAGGGGUCGCUCGGCGGGCGUGAGGAGGUGGCGACGGACAGGGAGAAUCAUGCUGCGCGCCUCUCUCCGACAGGUGUCGGCGGCGUUGAAGGAAGGACGAGUCGCUCCCACGGAGCUCUGCCAGCGAUGCCUGGCCCUCAUCAAAAACACCAAGUUUCUGAAUGCAUACAUCACCGUAGCGGAAGAGACCGCUUUGAAGCAGGCUGAAGAAUCAGAGGAAAGAUAUAAAAGAGGUCAACCACUGGGCAUUCUAGAUGGAAUUCCUAUUGCUGUAAAAGACAACUUUAAUACAGCUGGCAUUGAGACAACAUGUGCAUCAAACAUGCUGAAAGGUUAUAUUUCUCCUUACAAUGCUACAGUAGUUCAGAAGUUACUGGAUCAGGGAGCUGUGCUUUUAGGUAAAACAAACCUAGAUGAAUUUGCAAUGGGUUCUGGGAGCACGGAUGGAGUAUUUGGACCAGUCAGAAAUCCCUGGAGUUAUUCAAAACAGUACAAGGAAAAGUCUGUCCCAAAAUCCCAUUCUGAAGAUGAAGAGUCAAACUGGGUAAUAACAGGAGGGAGCUCAGGAGGCAGCGCGGCUGCUGUGUCGUCUUUCACAUGUUUUGCAGCCUUAGGGUCAGACACAGGAGGAUCUACCCGAAACCCUGCUGCUCACUGUGGUGUUGUAGGUUUAAAGCCAACAUAUGGACUGAUCUCUCGCCAUGGUCUCAUUCCUCUAGUGAACUCCAUGGAUGUGCCAGGAAUCCUAACCAGAUCUGUGGAUGAUGCUGCAGUUUUGUUAGGUUCACUUGCUGGACAUGAUCCUAAGGACUCUACCACAAUUCAGGAUGACUUCAAGCCAUUUGAACUACCUAAUUUGACUGAUGUCAGCAAGCUUUCAAUUGGAAUUCCAAAGGAAUAUCAUGCACCAGGGCUGUCUAGUGAAAUUCUGGCUCUCUGGUCAAAAGCUGCUGACCUGUUUAAGAAUGCAGGUGCUAAAGUGGUUGAAGUGAGCCUACCACACACUCCUUACUCAAUUGUCUGCUAUCAUGUGCUGUGCACAGCAGAAGUGGCAUCAAAUAUGGCCAGGUUUGAUGGACUGGAAUAUGGACAUCGUUCUGACAUGAAAGAUUCCACCGAAAGUAUGUAUGCUGCAACACGGAGAGAAGGCUUCAAUGAUGUCGUAAGAGGGAGGAUUCUGUCAGGAAACUACUUCUUGUUGAAACAGAACUAUGAGAAGUACUUUGUCAAGGCACAGAAAGUGAGACGUCUCAUUGCCAACGACUUUGUGAAGGUUUUCAGGAGUGGUGUUGAUAUUUUACUCACUCCCACCACUCUGAGCGAUGCAGUGCCUUACACAGAAUUCAUCCAAGAAGACAACAGGACCCGCAGUGCUCAAGAUGACAUCCUGACACAGGCUGCAAACAUGGCAGGACUGCCAGCCAUAAGUGUUCCUACAGCUCUUUCAGAGAGAGGCUUGCCAGUUGGGCUUCAGUUCAUUGGACGUUCAUUCCAGGAAAAGCAGCUUCUCACUGUAGCCAAAUGGUUUGAAAAACAAGUACAAUUCCCAGUGAUUCAACUAGAAGAAGUAGAGAGGCAUGACAGUGAUGUCUUUCAGCAUCAGAAAUCUGCUUCUUUUUCAUAGCCUGGGUCUUGCUACUCAGCUAGAGCAAGACAGCUGUGGGGAUGGUCAAGAAACUAAUUUCUGCAGUUAAUUGUCUUUUGCAGAAGUAAUAAUCUGUUCUAAGAAGAUGUUAUGCAGUAAUGCACAAUGGAAUCACGACAGCUUGUUACAGUGUAAUUAAGGCAAUGUGAAUCAUUAAGUAAACAUUACCACAUUAUUAAGCAACAUUUCUUACUGAUAUUAAAAAUACCAAGUUGAAAUUGUGUAUGUUAUGCCUGUGAAGCUGAUUUUUUAAUCCCUAGAGGGUGUGUAAGGUAUCUAACCAAUUAAAGAACUAGCCUGAACUGUGGUGCGAAAACUUCGUGGUUGCCAAAGGGCUUGGUUUCCUUCUGGAGUGUAGACUUUUGUAAUGGCAACAACUAGACAAGCUCUGUUGGAACAAAGGCAUCAAGGAUCUGUUUACCAAGAGUUAAAUACAAAGGGAAACAAGGGAAUAACUUAGAACCAUAGAAUCCUUUAGAUUAGAAAAGACUUUUGAGAUCAUCAAGUCCAACCAGCACUACAAAGUUCAUCAUUCAAUUAUAUCCCUAAUGCCACAUCUACACAUCUGUUAUGUGAUGAUUAUUAAGGCCAUUGUGAGAAAGCUAAAUCACACCUGCAUUUAGAUCCCUGUUUUAUCAAUAUCCAAGCUGUGGAAGUGUUAGUUCAUUUUAAAAACCAAAAUGUUCCCUACUUCUAGUUAACUUGUGCA
Molecule: messenger RNA, 3010 nt
Organism: Camarhynchus parvulus
Lineage: Eukaryota; Metazoa; Chordata; Aves; Passeriformes; Thraupidae
Gene: QRSL1
Product: glutaminyl-tRNA amidotransferase subunit QRSL1
Exons: 11
Coding region: 598-2280 (560 amino acids)
Biological process (GO): mitochondrial translation; glutaminyl-tRNAGln biosynthesis via transamidation
Cellular component (GO): glutamyl-tRNA(Gln) amidotransferase complex; mitochondrion
Molecular function (GO): glutaminyl-tRNA synthase (glutamine-hydrolyzing) activity
Source: RefSeq, a predicted model, not a curated record